Molecule: messenger RNA, 1619 nt
Organism: Xyrichtys novacula (pearly razorfish)
Lineage: Eukaryota; Metazoa; Chordata; Actinopteri; Labriformes; Labridae
Source: the annotation of a GenBank genome assembly
AUGUGGAAGCUGGUUUGUCCUCUGCUUCUCCUUUGUUCACUUCCAGCUGUGGGUAAGUCGACAAAACACAAGGGUUUAUUUGAACAUUUUGCCUAUACAUUACAAAAGUUAAAUUACUCACACUUGUGCCAACAAAAAUACUUUUUUGCAGCAUAUAUAACAUAUAGUAGGGCCCGUGUUUGAAGGAACUCAUGGAUCAUUGGAUCUGGUAAUAUCAAAAAAUGUUGAAAACUGCAAUCAAAGUUUGCCAGAAAACAUGCUAAUGACCUUUAAACUGGUCGAAUGGAGUAAAAAAAACGAUCUGCUAGACUGUCACCAUAAUGUAGUGAUUCUUUAACUACAGUGGGGGCUGCGAAAUAAUUUCUAGGUUUAGUUAGUUGGUGCUGUUUCAGACUGACUGUGUGUUAGCAAGAUCAUGGGUGCUGGUCAUGGAUCAAGCUUAGGGGGCGGGGCCUCGAACACCUAUGUCUUUACUACUGGGGGUCUCAAAAAGGUCAAGGACCACUUCUGCAAUGCUCUAAAUUUAAUAUCUAAUUUCUCCUCGGGGAUAAAUAAAGUUCUUUAUUUAUCAUUUAAUCAUUAACACAUUGUAAUGUCACUCAAACAAUUGUAUUAAUGAUAUACUUACAUUUUUAGCUUAAAGAUUAGAAAACAUUAGAUUUAAAGGAAGCGACUGAAUAUUUUUGUACCUGGGGAAAUACAUAGUCCAGUUUUUGUCCUUUUUAUGAUGAUUCAUAACUUAAGUGUUAUUCCUCUGCUGACAGAAUCUUUUCUUUUAAAAGUGUUUUUUUUUUCUUAUCCAUUGUCAAACUGCGGCAAAAAUAUAGGUUAUUCUACAUGCAUGCUGUAAAUGUGAAAUGGAAAAGUUGCCUCAAACUUUGUAAAUAUUACAAAUGUUGUGAUAACUGUUUCCAGUUGCUGUGGGCUUUUUCAGGAAUAGGAAUUUAUUUUUUCUUUUAAAUGCUCUAUUUUUUAUGGUUAAGUUUACUUAUUUUUUCUCCUUGUUCAGUUUUAAAUCUCUUUUAUGUAUAUUGUUUUGUUGAGUACAUGGUUGCACUGUUUGUAAAAGCAAAUAUUUUGUAAGGUAAAAGCAAAGAAAAAACAAUAUUUUGAUGUGGUUUCGACCAACAUGUCUGUCCUUUAGAUCCCCUCUUUUGCUACACCUGUGUGUUCCCUGCCAUCUCUCCUCUGGACUGCAUCCGCUUCCCCCUCAAGUGUCCCCCCGCGCAGGUCUGUCUGUCGAGCAGAGCUGUGGGACAGAAAGGUGAGGGUUACCUUGAAUCACUGAGCAAAAUUUGAAUGAAUCAAAACUGAGAAAAAGAACUGAGAGAGGCGGAUCCCCCCCUGGCACAGACGGAGCUGAGUUUGUGUGGUUUACUUUGUGUGUGUUCUUAUGAAGCUCAUGGUUUUCAGGAGACCUCCGUGUGGUGUUGUAUGAGAAGAGCUGCAUCCUGCCCUCCCUGUGCGGAGUCAGGGGUGAAAAAUACACCAUGGGUCUCAACUUCACUUUCACCAAUGAGUGCUGCAACACACACCUUUGCAACGGAGCUGAAACACCUGCUACACCCUACUGGACUGUCACAUUACUCACACUGCUUAUUUCAUACAUGAUUUGGUGA